This is a messenger RNA of Uloborus diversus, 1555 nucleotides long. RefSeq names its product tRNA dimethylallyltransferase-like. The coding region runs from base 12 to 1394 and encodes 460 amino acids. The record is from RefSeq and is a predicted model, not a curated record. Gene Ontology annotation, cellular component: mitochondrion. NCBI's taxonomy places the organism in Eukaryota, Metazoa, Arthropoda, Arachnida, Araneae, Uloboridae. The transcript has 11 exons. Gene Ontology annotation, molecular function: tRNA dimethylallyltransferase activity. Gene Ontology annotation, biological process: tRNA modification.
AAACAUUGCGAAUGGGCAAAGUAAUUUCAAGUUUAAAUAAGAAAAAAAUGAUAUCUUACCCUUACCCUCCGAUAGUUGCUGUGUUAGGGUGCACUGGUGUUGGCAAAUCUAAAUUAGGUAUUGAACUAGCGAAAAAAUUCAAUGGAGAAAUUAUUAGUGCUGAUUCCAUGCAGGUCUAUAAAGGGUUGGACAUAAUCACCAAUAAAGUAACUCAAGAUGAGCAGAAAGAAGCCAUUCAUCAUUUAAUAAAUGUGAUUGAUCCUCCUAAGCAGUAUACUGUAGUUGAUUUUCGUAACCAAGCUUUAAAAAUUACAGAAAAAUUACUUCAAGAGAAGAAACUUCCUAUCAUUGUUGGAGGUACGAACUAUUACAUAGAAUCUGUGUUAUGGGAGGUACUUAUUAGUCCCCAGGUUGUAAAUACUAGGCUUUUACAUGAAGAUGUUGAUAUCUGCACCAAAAAACUCAGUUCUCCUAUUUCUAGCGCAGAAGACAUUUUUAGUCAAGAAAUUAACUUUGAUUCUGUCCAAAAAUUUUCGGGAGAAGUGCUACAUGAAGCAUUGAAACGAGUUGAUCCUGUGAUGGCAAAUACGAUACAUCCUCAAGAUCGUAGAAAAAUUGUCAGAAGUCUGCAAGUGUAUCAGCAGCACAAAAGUCCUCAUAGUGAAAUGAUUGCCAGCCAGAGGAGCCAAAAUGGUGGUUCAUCGUUAGGAGGUCCCCUCAGAUACCAGAACUCUGUUAUGUUGUGGAUACAAUGUGAGAAAGAAGUACUGGAGAAACGUCUUGAUGAGCGUGUGGAUGAAAUGUUAGAAAAAGGAUUAAUAGAUGAAUUGCUUGAAUUCCAUAAACAAUAUAAUGAAAGCAAACUAUUGUGCCAUGGCACACCAUCAUAUACAGAAGGAAUAUUUCAAUCUAUUGGUUUCAAAGAAUUCCAUAAUUAUUUGAUUUUGUCAGAGGAACAAAGAAACACUGCUGCUGGUCAAAAGAUUUUUAAAAAUGCAAUUGAAGAUAUGAAAGUUGCAACCAAAAAGUAUGCCAAAAAACAGGUUAAGUGGAUCAAGAAUAGAUUUCUUAGAAAGCCAGAUAGACAAGUUCCUCCGAUUUAUGCCCUUGAUGCAACAGACCUUGAUCACUGGGUUGAAAAUGUUCUGGACCCUGCUGUUAAAAUUGUGGAAUCUAUAAACCAGGGAUCACUGCCAGCUCAAAAUCCACUCCCUGUUGAAGAGGCUAUAGAUGAUGUCCAGGAAUCUCAUUACUGUGAUAUUUGUCAACGAAUCUUCGUAGGAAGACGCAUAUGGGAUAUUCACUUGAAAUCUAAAAAGCAUGUCAAAAUGAAGGCAAGGUUGAAAAAAAUGAAAUCUGAUGAAGAGAAGAAAGACACUGUUUCAUCACUGUAAAGAAAGAUGGUCAGAAAAUGUAACCUACAUUUGUUGCCUGUAUAUAAGAUGAAAUAUUUAUAAUAAAUUUAUAAAGGUAACCUUUCUAUUUUUAAUCCGUAUUUAAAUUUCAUACAGUAAAUUGAAUGUUUAUAUUUCUGUAUCUCCUUAAACAACUUCUA